Doryrhamphus excisus (bluestripe pipefish) is the source of this 5585-nucleotide messenger RNA. NCBI's taxonomy places the organism in Eukaryota, Metazoa, Chordata, Actinopteri, Syngnathiformes, Syngnathidae. The record is from RefSeq and is a predicted model, not a curated record.
CACGCACACCCACAACGCGCAUCAUCCGCUGCGCACACAGGACAGGCAGCAGCACCCGCAUCACCCCACACCGUGGGUAUCGAACAGUGAUCGUCGGGAUGGAUGCAACAAUUGUACUACCUCCAAGUCAUCUUUAAUUAACCCUAGUACAUUGCGAUUCUCCCCCCACCCACAGAAGAGGAAACCCGCAAACUCCACCGAAACUGCAUUGAAAUUUGACCAAAAACCAGGAUGUAAACGCUUGGCGCCGCUUUCGCUGAACAUCCAUUCAUCUGGCAUCAACACCUUUGACGUUCAUGUGUAUCGGGGGUGCAGUUCGGCGCAGAUAAGAGCUCCGUGGAGUGGUGCGUGGGGGGCAUCAAUCACGUGGCAACAUACAGCAGGGAACGCAACCAUCGCCUCGGUUGUGCGGGCGCGCCUUUUUGCAACGUGAUACCCUCCACUAAAAAAAAAAAAAAAAAAUCGGAUCCACCUACUUAGCAGCCACCCCGUUCAAGCCACAUGCAGUAAGUUGGAGACUUUUCAGCAACGCUCUCAUGGACAGCGCUCGUUUUUCUGUGAAUUAAGAUGGGCUUCAGCUGGGUGAAUUCCUUGUGGAUACUACACCAUGCAAGACUUACACGCACUCCAUAAUAACAUCCACGAAGGUGCAUCGUGAGUUUUUUUUUUAUAUGUGGGUCACUUCGGGUGGACGGACCCCCCCUUGCGUGUCCAGGAGAAAGAACAGGAAUUCACACAGAAGCUGUGGACCUAAGCGGACCUGAGGGCUCUGACAUAUACCAAAUCCCUGCCGAGGGGGACGCUGAAGAUUAAAACCUGUGAUUGCAAGCGGAGAGUGGACGAAGUAAUCGAAGGCAAAAAAAACCAAAACAACAAAAACCCCAAAACACAGCUUGUCUUUCACCUUUGUUCUUCCUGAUGCCCCAAGUGACGGCUCUCCAAAGGUAAGAGUGUGAGAAACAACAGACUUUGGUUCACAGGAUGUAGUGAGGAAGUGGAGGAUUACAUCCUUUUUGAAAGAGCCAAGCUCAUAUUAGACAUUAACUGUCUGAGAGAGUGGAGACAUGAGAGGAAGCCUUUCCUGUGCCAGCUGCUUGGAGAGCAAUUAACCCUCCGGCCAGCAUCAGCAAGUACCUGGCUUCUAUUUUGCUCAUACGGGCCGCCGUCAUGUUCCACCCCCCACCUUGCAGAGCGGAUCGGACUGGCUGCCAGCGACCGGGUGUUGUUCUCCUGUUGCUGCUCCUCGACAGCUCCCUCAAGGCCACUCAGGCCGCCAAACCCAAAGGUCCGGGCCACACACAUUUGAAUUCCAUUCGCAUUGACGGUGACAUAUCGUUAGGCGGACUCUUCCCGGUGCACGCCAGGGGCCACGACGGCAAGCCAUGUGGGGAGCUGAAGAAGGAAAAGGGUAUUCACAGACUGGAGGCCAUGCUCUUCGCUCUGGACCGCAUCAAUAACGACAAUAACCUGCUGCCAAAUAUUACGCUGGGGGCCCGGAUCCUGGACACGUGCUCGCGGGACACCCACGCCUUGGAGCAGUCACUCACCUUCGUGCAGGCGCUAAUCGAAAAAGAUGGCACGGAUGUCAAAUGUCUUGGCGGAGGGGCGCCCAUCAUCACCAAACCGGAGAGGGUGGUGGGGGUCAUCGGAGCGUCUUCCAGCUCUGUUUCCAUCAUGGUGGCCAACAUACUGAGGCUUUUUAAGAUCCCACAGGUGAGUUACGCCUCCACGGCUCCGGAGCUCAGCGACAACACACGCUACGACUUCUUCUCUCGGGUGGUGCCCCCAGACACGUACCAGGCACAGGCCAUGGUAGACAUCGUCAAAGCUAUGAGGUGGAACUACGUCUCCACAGUGGCCUCGGAGGGCAACUACGGUGAAAGCGGCGUUGAUGCGUUCAUUCAGAAGUCCCGGGAGGACGGGGGCGUAUGCAUCUCCCAGUCUGUGAAGAUUCCCCGUGAGCCCAAGCAGGGCGAGUUUGACAAGGUGAUCCGACGACUCCGCGAGAAUCCCAACGCAAGAGUGGUCAUUAUUUUUGCCAACGAAGAUGACAUCAGGCGGCUGCUGGACGCUGCUAAAAAGGCCAACCAGACGGGUCAUUUCAUCUGGGUGGGCUCAGACAGCUGGGGCUCCAAGAUCUCACCUGUUCUGCACCAAGAGGAGAUGGCAGAAGGAGCGGUCACCAUUCUCCCCAAGCGCCAGUCCAUCAGAGGCUUUGAUCGUUAUUUCAUCAGCCGGACACUGGAAAACAACAGACGGAAUAUCUGGUUUGCAGAAUUCUGGGAGAACAAUUUCAGCUGCAAACUGAGCCGUCAUGCUUUGAAGAAAGGGUCCGGACUCAAAAAGUGCACAAAUCAGGAGCGUAUCGGCAAGGACUCAAACUACGAGCAGGAGGGCAAAGUGCAGUUUGUAAUCGAUGCCGUCUACGCCAUGGCUCAUGCGCUACACAACAUGCACCAGGAGCUCUGCCCGGGCAAGGUGGGCCUGUGUGCUAAAAUGGACCCCAUCAACGGCACGCACCUUCUCAAGCACAUACGCCGCCUCAACUUUAAAGGUAUCGCAGGUAACCCAGUGCUCUUCAAUGAAAAUGGCGACGCCCCCGGUCGCUAUGAGAUCUACCAGUACCAGAUCCACAACCAAACAGCUGAAUACAAAAUCAUCGGUCACUGGACGGAUCAACUUCAUCUAAAUGUUCGUUCAAUGCAGUGGCCUGGCACCGUCCGCCAGAUCCCUUCAUCCAUCUGCAGCCCGCCCUGCCGUGCCGGUGAGCGCAAAAAGAUUGUGAAGGGCAUCCCUUGCUGCUGGCACUGCGAGCGAUGCGACGGCUAUCAGUACCAGGCGGACACUUUCACGUGCAAGAUGUGCCGCUUUGACCUGCGGCCCAACGAGAACCACACGGGCUGUGUUCCUAUCCCCAUCGUUAAGUUGGAGUGGAGCUCUCCGUGGGCGGUGAUCCCCGUGCUCAUCGCUGUGGUUGGCAUCAUGGCCACUCUCUUUGUGGUGGUCACCUUCAUUCGCUACAACGACACCCCCAUCGUGAAAGCAUCCGGACGAGAGCUCAGCUACGUGUUGCUGACCGGUAUCUUCCUCUGCUACGCCACCACCUUCCUGAUGAUUUCCACUCCUGAUGUGGGAAUCUGCUCCCUACGAAGGAUCUUUCUAGGUUUAGGCAUGAGCAUCAGUUAUGCCGCCCUGCUCACCAAAACCAACCGCAUUUACCGCAUCUUUGAUCAGGGCACCAUGUCUCUGAGUGCUCCCAGGUUCAUCUCCCCGGCAUCGCAGCUCAUCAUCACAUUCACCCUGGCAUCGGUGCAGCUGCUGGGUGUGUGCAUCUGGUUCGGCGUGGAUCCCUCUAAGGCCAUCAUUGAUUACGAGGAUCAGAGGACCUCUAAUCCGUCUCUGGCUCGCGGCGUGCUCAAGUGUGACAUCUCUGACCUCUCCCUCAUCUGCCUGCUGGGCUAUAGUAUGCUGCUAAUGGUCACCUGUACGGUCUACGCCAUCAAAACCAGAGGGGUACCAGAGACCUUCAAUGAGGCCAAACCCAUUGGUUUUACCAUGUAUACCACUUGCAUUAUCUGGCUCGCCUUCAUCCCCAUCUUCUUUGGCACCUCGCAGUCAACAGAAAAGGGUGAGAGCCACUUCAAGAUUCCCAUGAUGUACAUCCAAACGACCACGCUGACCAUCUCGGUGAGCCUGAGCGCCUCCGUGUCCCUCGGCCUGCUCUAUAUGCCCAAGGUCUACGUGGUGCUCUUCCACCCUGAGCAAAAUGUGCCCAAGCGUACACGCAGCCUCAAGGCUGUGGUUACAGCCGCAACCAUGUCUAACAAGUUCAACCCCAAGGCCGGACUCAGACCCAACGGAGAGGCCAAGACCGAGCUGUGCGAAAGCCUGGAGACACAAAGUAAGAGCUUGAAUGGUUUCUCAACAAAGCAGACGUACAUCAGCUACAGCAACCACGCCAUCUAAAGGAUGCCUUCAGAUCCAGUAAUGAGUUUUAAUUCAGGAUUCCCACUUGACCCACAGCAGGAGUGUUGGAAAAAUAGAUGGGGGAUGAAGGGAAUGUUUUCCAAACAUGGUGAGGAGCGGCCACAGGGAGGCACUCAUUGGGACCAAAAAAGGUUAUAAUGUAUCAUCUUCUGUUCCAAAUGACUCAAAAAGAAGAAAAAAUACUGCAUGACAGGACUGGAGACUUUUCUUUUUUUAAUUUUAUUUUAUUUUAUUUUUUUACAUUUGUCUUCUUGAGCAGCAAUGACUGACAAUGAGUUCCAAUCUAAAAUAUGUUCAGGUUGUUGUCAAUGUUGUCUGCCAGUUUUGCAUCACUAACAGGUGAUAAAUCAACACCAAAAAGACAUGGACGGGGUGGGAAGGGGGGGGGGGGGUUAUUCCGAAACAUGCCGGAUUCAGUGUCAUGCAGCGACAAAUCUAUAGUAGACUCCCACUGAUCUGGAUCAGGACUAACUGUCGGAUGGUGAAUUUUGUGCAUGAUAGUUUUAACAUCGUGUGUUGUUGUUGUUGACCAAAAAAAAAAAAAAAAACACGGAACAAAUAAAAAAAAAAAUCUAUAUAUUUGGAAUGCAUUUAAACUCUGUUGCAGCAUUGUUUGGGCGUCUUGUACGUUCUCCAAAAUGGUGACGGUGUAGUCAGUGUGCUUAAGUGAGGCCAUGGUUAUGUGUUACCAGCUACCCCCAAAGAGGUCACCACUGCCAUCUGCCCCAUCUGUGUGUGUGCCCGUGUUUCAUUCUACUCAAUUACUCUAUUGGCCGAGGGAUCUUUCCAGAAAGCCGUCACCUCAGUGUUUGAGUCUCCCAUCAUUGCCAGCAGCUAUUUCCUUGGACACAUUGGGGUGAAACCUCGCUGUACAGAUCCAUUAAGAGAGGGAAUUAAGAUGAAGUAUGCCCUUGAGAGCAUCUCGCUAUACACCCUGAAGGUGAUAUCCAUAUAUCCCUAAUUGAAAAGAUACUAAAAUUCAUUACUAUAGGCUCCACUUCCUCCCCCAGCACUCCUCUCGUGAUAAGGGUAAGGAAGUUAUAAGGCUUUUUCAGAUAUAUAUUUAAAAAAAUGCAACAGUAUCUCCAGCAAUCACUCGCUGCUUGUUGAGAAGAUGAAUAGCUGGCUUCAUGCAGUAUAAAAGCCAUCAGAUGUCUUAUGGGGGUGGGGAGCCGUUGUGGGGGUCAUUUUGUGUUGUGAGUUCAAUGCUGCUGACUUUUGUGUUGGAGAAUCCAAUGUGCUGGCUAAAUUAAAUGUGAUGAAAUCAAUUAGUGAUGUCUGCUUUCUGUCCCGACAUAUUCUACUACAAAAGAAAAUGUAUAUAACGUUAACAGUGCCUGGCUUAUCAGAUUUAUGUAUUUGUAAAAAAAAAAAAAAAAGAAAAAAAUAAGAAUGAAGUGUGUACGGCAUGUUUAUUUUUUUGAUACCAAAUUUUAUUUCUAUUAAAAUGUUUCCAAACUCUCAACUGUUGUUUUUUUCCCUGUCGGCGUUUUUCUAUGUGGAUAAUAAGACACAAAACACUUACCUGGAAGUGUAACCAUAGUCAGCUGGGAUAGGCUCCAGCAUACCCCCGCGACCCUAAUGAGGAUAAGCAAUAG